AUGCGUGCGGAAAAUGAUUAUGUGAUCGUUGAAGGUCAUAUGUUGUUAGAAAUGAGUUCCAUAUAUCAACUAUUCUCCUUCAUUUUUUUUACUACAGGAAGGUAUGACAUUUGCUUGAAAUACCGAAGGAAACGCAACUAUGGUUUCGAUGAUGAGCCCAGAUAUUUCGAUCAAGUAGUUUGGCCUUCAUAUCGUCGACAUUUGUUUAAUGCGUUAGCUUUGGCUCGUGAUUGCAUUAUGCAUAUUCGUUUCAUCGAUAGUACUCUGUUUGAUUUUUCCAAUCGAAGUACCAUUAAAGAGAUUCUAUUUACCACUUCUAUCAAUUUAUUAAGUAUUCAAAAAACAAUUAUUGAUAUAAAUUUGGCCUUGAAAUUCGUCAGUGCACCAUCAAAUGGAGGCAUUUCGAUUUUUAUCGGUACGACAAGAAAUACUUUUAACGGAAAAAAUGUUGUGCGGCUUGAGUACGAGGCAUAUGAUGAGAUGUCUUAUAAAGAAUUACAUAGACUAUGUGGAAAUGCCCGGUUAAAAUUUCCUAGUGUGGAUCGGCUAGCAAUUAUUCAUCGAAUUGGUGGAGAAUUUAUACUCCAUUUUAGUGAAGUUCCUGUCGGAGAAAUAUCUGUUGUUAUUGCUGCGAGUGCACCUCACAGACACGAUGCAGUUGGAGCUACCAAAUUCGCUACUGACGAAUUUAAAUUGACUGUUCCUAUAUGGAAAAAAGUAGGAUUUUUUUUGCCAUUCUAA
Messenger RNA from Dracunculus medinensis (Guinea worm), 741 nucleotides. Lineage: Eukaryota; Metazoa; Nematoda; Chromadorea; Rhabditida; Dracunculidae. The record is from the annotation of a GenBank genome assembly.